AGCUUGCUACAGAGAACAAUAACUACAAACAACAUUAGAAAGGUCAAAGAUUUUAUUUUUUUUGAACCCCAUUUAGCUCAUCGGAACCAUGGCAGCACUGGUUCCUUUCUCUCUUCUUAGGAACUAUUCACCAUUCAUGUUAGCAAGGCCUUUUAUUGUGAAGGGGUGCAACCUCAAUUUCUCCAAGUCUGUUCUUCCUCUCCCAUGUCGCAGGUUGCCAUUUAGUGCGAGGGCGACGCACGAUGAACAAGCUGCAGCCAAAGCAGCUGCUGCUACUGCUGAUAGUGGAGCUCCAACAAUAUUUGACAAGAUAAUCAAUAAGGAAAUCCCUUCCAGCAUUGUGUAUGAAGAUGAAAAGGUCCUUGCAUUUAGGGACAUCAAUCCACAGGCUCCAGUUCAUGUUCUUGUCAUUCCGAAAGUUAGAGACGGAUUAACAGAACUCGCCAAGGCUGAGGCUAGACAUGGAGAAAUACUAGGUCAACUUCUAUAUGCUGCACGAAUAGUAGCUGAGAAGGAGGGUAUCCUUGAUGGAUUUCGUGUUGUCAUAAACAGUGGUCCAAGUGCAUGUCAAUCUGUGUAUCAUCUACACUUACAUGUCCUUGGUGGGAGACAGAUGAAUUGGCCACCUGGUUGAAGUCUCAAAAAGUAAUCCUUCUAGAAACAUAAAAUUUUCCCAUUUUAUCAUGUUAGCAUCACUCAUUUUCUGAUGUAUUUCACAUUAACAUAACAUUUCAUCGUGAGCUGUACUAAGGACACAUGUCAAUGUCAUCCAACUCUAGAGAGAGUUGAUAUUUGCCCUUUAUAUUUAUAAAAUUGAUUGCUUUUAGA
Messenger RNA from Arachis duranensis, 828 nucleotides. RefSeq names its product 14 kDa zinc-binding protein. Lineage: Eukaryota; Viridiplantae; Streptophyta; Magnoliopsida; Fabales; Fabaceae. The transcript has 6 exons. Bases 89 to 634 code for a protein of 181 amino acids. The record is from RefSeq and is a predicted model, not a curated record. Gene Ontology annotation, cellular component: cytoplasm. Gene Ontology annotation, biological process: sulfur compound metabolic process; purine ribonucleotide metabolic process. Gene Ontology annotation, molecular function: adenylylsulfatase activity.